Molecule: messenger RNA, 1128 nt
Organism: Penicillium atrosanguineum
Lineage: Eukaryota; Fungi; Ascomycota; Eurotiomycetes; Eurotiales; Aspergillaceae
Exons: 2
Coding region: 1-1128 (375 amino acids)
Source: RefSeq, a predicted model, not a curated record
AUGAAAUACGUCCUGUUCUCGCUAAGCGCGUUUGUUUUCUACGCCAUCUUCUACUUCUCCUACGUCAAUGGUCUUGAUACGCUCGGUCGCAAUGCUGUCGACUCCGGGAAGCUCCCUGGUGUCAAUGCGCCGCUGCGCACUCACUAUACUGGAGUGGAAGCGAUUGAUCGGAUCUUGACUUUGUUGACGGUGUUCUUCUACCCUACCCUGGAUGGUCAAAGUCCGACUCUUCUGCUUCACAGUAUUGGCUUUUCGGGUACCUUUGGAGCUGCCUGGACCCUGGUCAUCUUGGAGUCGUGGCGCAAAGGGAAUACCGGAACCAUCGUUGCUUUCCCUGCCAUCUUCGGGCUCGCAGCGCAGCUGAUGACCUUUGCUUUCGCAACACCUCUCAUCUGCGGACUUCAGCUGGCAUGCUCGAUUACGGCGAGCCGCCCCCACGCUGACAACAUUCGGGUUCCUCGCGUGGUUCUCACCGUCUUGCCUGCAAUCUUUGUGAUUGGAUUCAUGCUUCCCACCCACGCGAUGGUGCUUCCCGCUCCCGAAUUGAUUUCUGUGGACAUGAAGCAGAUCGCGAUUGCCAUUUGGCAGCCCUGGCCCGCUUAUGUUUCGAUUCUGACCACCGUCGCCUAUUACGUGUUGUCGCCUUUCUUUGCGAACAACCAGCGCGCCUCGCUAUCCAGUCUACGCUGGGUAUACGCAUUUGCGUUCGCGAAUGCCUCCCUGAGCCACCUCGUUUCCUGGAUCGUGUCUCUUGCAUCUGUGAUGACUCCUGGUCUGUUCGACGACCGGUUCCUUGGCCCUCUUCACCCCUCCAAGGUGUUCUCAAUCCCCCUUCCUUGGUCUGGAUUGAAGGUUGACACCUUGGCUGAUGGUGUGCACGUAUUCUUGCGAUGGGAUUAUAUGAUCGGGUCAGCUGGUGUUUUGAUCUGGGCCCUAACCCUAUACACUGUUGCUCACAAGCAGAUCCUCAACAAGGUCUCUUGGCCAAGUCUUCUUUUGAAGGUUGCUCUCCUGGGUGCUUUGACCGGUCCGACUGGUGCGGCAGUCGAGCUGAUGUGGGAGCGCGAUGAGUUGGUUUUCCGAGAGACUGAUUCAAAGCAGGUCAGUAAGACCAAGAAGUCUACUUGA